This is a messenger RNA of Chaetomium fimeti, 882 nucleotides long. RefSeq lists its product as uncharacterized. Lineage: Eukaryota; Fungi; Ascomycota; Sordariomycetes; Sordariales; Chaetomiaceae. The transcript is spliced from 2 exons. The coding region runs from base 294 to 626 and encodes 110 amino acids. The record is from RefSeq and is a predicted model, not a curated record.
UGCGACACAGCCACGCUUGCCACGCAGGGGGAAACCAUCUUCAAAACCAACUGCCAACCACCGACGCAGCUUUCAGCCUUGCACCUUUUCUUUUGGCGCAUUCCCAACGAUCAAUCCCUCUGCAAACGACCGCCCACUCACCGACAAAAAUAUCCACUCCUUUCCAUUCCGCAAACAACCACAACCUCCCGGUCAAUCGCUCCACGUCGCGCAUCACCAUCCCAUCAAAAAAAACCCACCCAAACACCACCAACCCCCAAACCAAAUCCAAAUCCAAACCCCCAACUCCAAAAAUGCAAAAACACGACGAACCCCCCGCCUACGGCAACAACCCCUCCUACCCGCAGCCGGCCUACUACCAAGGAGGCGGCGCACCGCCGCCGCAGCAGCAACAGCCCGGCGCGGCCGGCGGUUACUACCAGCAGCAGGCGCCGAUGGGCUACAACGGCGGGCACCCCCAGCAGGGCGCGCCGCCGCCGGGCGGGUACUACCAGCAGGGGCCCUAUGGCCAGCAGCAGCAGCCGAUGCAUUACCAGCAGCAGGAGCAGAAGAGCAGUGGGCCGGGAUUCCUUUCGGCGUGUCUUGCCGGUUUGGCGUGCUGUUGCUGCUUGGACAUGUUGUGUUAAGCGGGUUUUGUUGGUUGCGGGUGGUCGCCGGGGCUGGUUUCUUGGACAAACGAAAGACGACGUGGGGGCGGGAGGGGGUGGCUAUGCGCGUCGUGCGGUAUCGCGAAUUCCGGCCGGGGCAGCUUGGAAAAGCAAACGGCUGACUGCGCGAUGAGCGAUACGAUGGGUUCGCGAAUAGCAAUGGGCGCCGGGCAGGGACCGCGGGAUGGGGGCGCAGGGUUGACUGAUUGACGACCCGUGGGUGGCCUGUGAUGGA